AUGGCGACUCUCAGUCUGGUGCUCACUUGCAUCGCAGGCUUGGCCUCCGCUGCCGUGCUUGACAACCGUCAGGCUUCGUCCUCAGCGAGUGUUGAACAGAUCUUCCAGACCUUUCCUCAGAUCUUUGCAGGACCAACGAAGACAGGUUCGGCGCCGUUUCUGGCAGAGACCAACCCAGCUGCUUUCGGUUCGUUGAGCUAUGUUCCCAACACUCCAUUGGCAACGGCGCUGCCAAUCCAGGGAAUACAGUCGGGCCAGAACAUCUUCCUGUUGAUGGGUCAGCUCACACCGUAUCAGCCUAAUCCAGUUGGAUUCGGGUCCAACGAAUAUAGCCUGCCUCCAGGAACGAACAUUUCCCAGGUUCACCUGCUGUCUCGCCAUGGCUCGCGCUACCCAACAGGAGACUCAUCCGUGUCGAGCUUCGGCAGCAAGCUCCAUAACAUCACAAGUAACGGCACCGCUUCUUGGUCGGGAGAGCUGUCUUUCCUGAACAGCUGGACCUACAAGAUGGGAGCCGAAAUUCUUGUUCCCAAGGGCCGCCAGGAGCUGUACGACUCUGGCGUGCUCUUCUACUAUAACUAUGGUCAUCUGUACAACACAAGCACAAAGAUCCUCGCACGUACAACGACCCAGGAUCGAAUGUUAAAGUCUGCAGAGAACUUCAUGGCUGGCUUCUUUGGCCUCGAAUGGACCAAAAAUGCGACUCUGGAAGUUGUCAUUGAGCAAUCAGGCUUCAACAACACGCUUGCCGGUUACUUCCAAUGCAACAACAGCAACAACUACUACUCAACAGGUGGCAACAACGCAAGCCGCAUCUGGGAGAACAUCUAUCUCGCCAACGCAACCCAGCGUCUGAAGGCCCUGUCGGGCGGUUACAACUGGACCGUGGCCGAUACCUACAACGCACAAACCCUCUGCCCCUACGAGACAGUCGCCUUCGGCUACAGCGCCUUCUGCGACCUCUUCACCUACGAAGAAUGGCAAGGCUUCGAAUACAGCAUCGACCUCCAGUUCUACGGCAACAACGGCUUCGGCUCCCCCGUCGGCCGCGGCGCCACCUCUACAACCUCCCCGCCGGCGCAACCCAAGCAACGUGACCCUCGACACCUCCUCCGCCACCUUCCCCCUCAACCAAACCCUCUACAUGGACUUCUCCCACGACACAAACAUCUACGCCAUCAUCUCCGCCUCCGCCUCCGCCAAUUCAACCAGUCCCUCCCCGCCACCGGCCCGCCCGCCAACCAGCAAGCCAUCGUCUCCCACAUGACCCCCUUCGGCACCCGCAUGUACUGGGAGAUCAUCACUGCCCCAUCGCCAGUCAAAGCCCAGCGCCCCGCCGGCAGCAACUUAACCAUGUCAGAUUACUACGAGUCAGGCAACACCACGAAAUACGUGCACAUCCUCCUCAACCAGCGCACCAUCCCACUCUACAAAUCCUACCCCGAAUGCGAGGUCCGCGACGACGGCUGGUGUGAGCUAGAGACCUACCUGAAUGUUCUCGGCACGCUCCUCGACCAGGCGGACUACGAGCAGGCGUGCUUUGGGACCUACCCGGUGGCGAAGUAUGGGGAGAUCUCGGACGGGCGGCCGUUGAAUGCGACGAUGAAGGCGAAGAGGGAUGCGAAGCGGGUGCAUCACAGUCUGGCGAGGGAGUUGGGUGCGCAGAGUUUGUGGCAUCGUGAGGCUGUGAUGUGA
This is a messenger RNA of Cyphellophora attinorum, 1695 nucleotides long. RefSeq names its product 3-phytase A. Gene Ontology annotation, molecular function: acid phosphatase activity. The record is from RefSeq and is a predicted model, not a curated record. Lineage: Eukaryota; Fungi; Ascomycota; Eurotiomycetes; Chaetothyriales; Cyphellophoraceae. The coding region runs from base 1 to 1695 and encodes 564 amino acids. The transcript is spliced from 8 exons.